Messenger RNA from Danaus plexippus (monarch butterfly), 3758 nucleotides. RefSeq lists its product as uncharacterized. The record is from RefSeq and is a predicted model, not a curated record. NCBI's taxonomy places the organism in Eukaryota, Metazoa, Arthropoda, Insecta, Lepidoptera, Nymphalidae.
AAGUUGAACAAUUUAAAACCAACUAACAAAGCACUACAAUCAAUUAACGAUUUAAACAAUCGAGUGUUUGAUAACAAACUAAACUUCAUGUUAAACCAUUUGGUCUUAUAACUUUCUUAGACGAGGUGCUCUGAAUUUUAUACCAGGUUCGUAUUCUACUUAAUUUGGGUCUAGAUUUAUUAGUCAAAAAAUAAUCGUAUAGUAGUAACGUUGUUCACUAUAAAAAGGGUAGCUAUUAGCUAAUACAUAUAUAAGAUUAAAAAACAUAAUGCAUCACAUCUCAGUGGUAAAACUUAAGGAUAAAUAACUAAUAAGUAUUAUUACUGAGCUCAUAUUUUACAUCCAGUAAAAUCUCAGCACGCGAGCUAAUACAAUGUAGAGCUUAAGUUGUCGUGAUAAUCAGACUUUGACGCCAUUUGUGAAACCUUCGUGACUGAUAAAUUUAUUUCGAAUUUAUAUAAAAUGAUUGCAUUUUAUAAAUACAUUCGUAAACUUUAGAACAAUGUUUUAAUAUUUAAAUCAUAAUUAAAUACUAACCUAUGUUUGUAUAGUAAUUUAUGUCGUAUCAAAUAUUGAUUAUCGACAUUAUCUUUUUAUACAACUUGCAUCAAAAUAAAUUACUGAAAUGGUAUUUAUAUUACACGUUACUGAGUUAGGCUGGUAGUGUUAAGCGCAUGCUCAAUACAGCCUCCGACCCUGAGACCUGCGGAGCGCAUAGUUCUCACUGACAUGCGUUCGUUCGGAGCCUCUCAAUGUAAUCCGCGAAGUGUUGUUUUAAUUUCUGUUUGUUACAUCAAGAAAAUUGAAAGGUUUUAAAUAAGUAAAAUAAUUAAGUUAUAUGAAAAAUAUCUUCAAUGGAUUACAAUGAACUACGUCACUUGAAUUAUUUUGAGAGUUAUGGAAUGUGCUAUGCACUGAGAAUUGAUAGUCUUCAUAAAUAGUUGGAAAGAACAUACAUAUCACAGAAUGCGUUACUUAUUUACGUUCGCAGUAAUAUUUGGCAGCGGUUUCCUAUUCCUGUUUAUGAACAACGGUUUAAAUCUUAUAGUAAAUAACGGCAGCGAUUCAAUGUGGAAACUACAGAGAUAUAAUCACGACGAUAUAGACGGCACCUUCACAAUCAAAACAGAAGGCUGCACUAUCCCCGGUUUGAAGCCUUUUGCUGAAGACAUCAAGAAGUUCAUCGAGCAUCCAAUAAUUAAACCUUGUCGCAACUCCAACAUAACACUUCUUGACAAUAAUAACACACAUAUCUGGGUAAAAACUGAGCAUGUGCAAUUUUAUGAAAUACCUAAAAAUCAUAACGUGGUCUGUUGCUACAGAUCCUUCUACCGUCCACUGGCUAUUGCUGAUAUAUCUUCAUCCGAUAUCGAUGAUAGAGUUAAUUACGAAGCCUGUAUAGAGUUUUCAGACUACAUAGAGGUCAUGAACGAAUUCGUCAGAGUGUCUUGUGGCUACAAAGAUGUUUUAAUAUACGAGCAAUUUUUUAUCUUUACACCUAAAAAACAACUUUUAUCUUUGAAAGGUGACUAUAUUGAUGUGAUUCGAAAUCAGACAGCCUACAACGUUAUUAUAAUGGGCAUUGAUGCGCUUUCGAGAUUGAAUUUUCAUAGAACAAUGCCGAGAACUUUGGCAUAUUUGAAAAAGAAGGGUGCUAUAGAAUUUUAUGGUUAUAACAAAGUCGGUGACAAUACUUUUCCUAACCUGUCGCCUAUUCUUCUCGGAAUGAAAGACACAGAUUUAAAGAAGGCUUGCUGGCCGCACGUAAGAGCUACAUUCGAUAAUUGUCCUUUUAUUUGGGAUUUAUUUAAAAGCGACGGUUACUACACAGCCUUCGGUGAGGACACUUCCAGUUUAGGAACAUUUAACUUUGAAAAAGUCGGUUUUAGUCGAACUCCAACCGAUUACUACUUACAUACGUUCAUGCAUGAAGCUGAGCUGUAUACUGGUAACAACAGAGACUUCAACUCCUAUAUAUGUAUGGGAAAUAAAUACUUUUACAAGGUUUUAUUAGAUUACAUAGAAAAUUUGACAAUGUCUUUACGUACUUCCAAACUCUUUGGAUUCUUUUGGGAAGUCACAUUGAGUCAUGAUUAUUUAAACUAUCCUAUGGCGAUGGACGAGAACUAUGAAGUAUUUUUGAAGAAUUUAGACGACGCCCGCUACUUGGACGACACUAUUUUAAUAAUCCUAAGUGAUCAUGGAAUACGUUGGGGUGAUAUACGAUAUACGAAACAGGGGAGGCUGGAGGAGCGACUUCCACUUUUGCAUAUUUUACCAGAGUCGUUUAGAGCGAACUAUUCUUUAGCUUACGAUAACAUCAAACUGAACAGCAAUCGUCUUACGACGCCGUUCGAUCUGUAUGCAACUUUAAUAGAUCUUUUACAUAUGGAUGGGAUAAGUAACGACAACUUGAAGUUAAGAAGCGAAACGCCGUACGGUAACGAAAGAGCUAUCAGUUUAUUUAUGCCUAUUCUUAGCAACCGUACUUGCACUACAGCGGGUGUAGACGACCACUGGUGCACGUGUCGCAGAGGACGGAAGAUACCAAUCUUCAGCGCGGAAGCCUACGACGCUGCUGAUAAUUUAUUGACUUUGAUAAACCAACUACUAAAGGGAUAUUAUCAAUGCGCCCAUCUGAUGCUUGAAGAACUGAUAGAGGUGACAGAAAUCAUAUCAGGCACUCCGUAUGAGAAAGAAGUCGGUUGGCGAGAAUUCUUAGUCGUCAUACGGACAUCGCCUGGCGGGGCCGUGUUUGAGGCAACUCUUCGUCAGGAUGGCCAGACCUGGUCUCUCGCCGGUACCGUCAGCCGACUUAACCUGUACGGACAGCAGGGCCACUGUAUACAUCAUUAUCAGCUUAAAUUAUAUUGUUUCUGUCGUUAGAUAUUAAGUCAUUUAGAUUCAAGUCUGUGAUAUUUAAUACGUAUACAUUAUACGUCAUAUGUAGAGAGCCAUUCUUCUAAAUAAUAAAAAAUUAUAUUAAAUUACUUUUACUUUUGUAGAUAUUGAUUUUAAUGUUUACACUUUGUAAUUAUUCUACAAACUUCUACAAAGUAAAUAUAUUUUCUAUUUAUUUGAUAUUAAUAUUUUAAGUGGAUGUAUUUGUAGAAUCGCGGAGCUUAGACUAAACGCUUUUAACAUUAGCUAAUAAUCUUAGAUAUUCCAGGUACCUAUUUGGAUAUCAUUAUAUAAAAUUAUAUUAGAUGUUGUUGCAUACUAGUCACUGGUGAUUAUUUUUAUUGUAAUAUACGUUUAAUUGAUAUUAAAGGACAUAGAUUUUUAAGUGUACGACGGUUAUAUCAAAGAAUACAUAUCGGCGUAAUAAUGUUUCUUCCAAAUCAUCACAUAUUGUUUAUAUCUAUAGAGGGUACAUUAAACUUAUAAGAUGCUUGUACCUAGACAACUGUAUUAGACGCAUUAAUAAUAUGAAUUUAUUAAAUGUUUAUGUUAAAUAUUUAUUACAUAGAUAAAUAAAUAGAAGAAUAAUAAAAGUGUUUAUUUUAAAUAUAUAUGUUUUAUUACAUAAAAAGUAUUUACUCAAAAUAUUCUGCUACACUUAAUAUAUAUAGUUUAGGGAUUUUUAUAUUUUCAAUUAAAUGGUCAAAGUAAUGAAAGUUAAAGGUAGAAUGAAAAAAAAUUAUAUUUAUUGCGUACUAAUGUAGGAUACUUAUAUUAUUAAUCUAUUACUCGUAAAUUAACGUUAACACUAUCACUUUCUUUACCAAACUUAAUGAAGGUAACAGUUUUUCACAAUU